GUGCGUCAACAUGCAGCUGUCUCACCGGGACCUGCUAACCCGGGAGGACUGAGUCCGUCCCCGGGUCAUGGACUGAGCACCCCGCUCCGGUGCCCGGUCCCUCCUCCCUCUCUGAUCGUCUGAAAGUUGCGGAGAAGUUUUGGAGCGCGUGGCGCGGCGGUGCGUGUGCUGCGCGCUCUCGGCUCAGACAGAGAGGGAAACCCCGGGGCGCGUGCGUGCGUGCGUGCGUGCCAGGUGACUGUUCGGUCACCUGGAGCCGGACUGAUGGAUCACUCCUGGUACCUGCUGGCUGUGGUUCUGCUGCUUCUGUCUCUGAGCUCCAGGAUCGAGCCGGGCUCGUGCCAGCACUACUACCUGCUGCGGCCCAUUCCCAGCGACACUCUGCCCGUGGAGGUGCUAAAGGAGAAGCCGGACCCGGUGCUGGACCCUAGGGACAAGGACCUGAACGAGACUGAGCUCAGGAGCACUCUGGGCAGCCACUUCGACCCGCACUUCAUGUCCGUCUCCCCGCCGGAGGACAAGUACGCGGGGAACGAGGACGCGGGCGAGGCGGACCUGCGGCAGAAGCUCUCCGGAGCGAUGCCCAAAGAGAUCCGGGCCAUGGACUUCGAGGUCCAGCACGGCAAGAAGCAGAAGCCGAGUAAAAAGCUCCGGAGGAGGCUGCAGCUGUGGCUGUGGUCGUACGCCUUCUGCCCGGUGGUUUACGCAUGGACCGACCUGGGCAGCAGGUUCUGGCCGCGCUACGUGAAGGCGGGCAGCUGCUACAGUAAGCGGUCCUGCUCGGUCCCUGAAGGGAUGGUCUGCAGACCCGCCAGGUCCACUCACGUCACGAUCCUGCGAUGGCACUGCCUGCAGAGGAAGGGCGGCCUGAAGUGCGCGUGGAUCCCCGCUCAGUACCCCGUUAUAUCCGAGUGCAAGUGCGCGUGCCAGGCGUGAGCGCGGGAAAACCUCGGGGUCUGC
This is a messenger RNA of Larimichthys crocea (large yellow croaker), 960 nucleotides long. It is a transcript of the gene nog3, whose product is annotated as noggin 3. Gene Ontology annotation, biological process: negative regulation of cell differentiation; osteoblast differentiation; negative regulation of BMP signaling pathway. The record is from RefSeq and is a predicted model, not a curated record. The coding region runs from base 265 to 936 and encodes 223 amino acids. NCBI's taxonomy places the organism in Eukaryota, Metazoa, Chordata, Actinopteri, Sciaenidae. The transcript has a single exon.